AUGACGAGAUCUGCUGUCGUCUCCAUCAUAUGCAUCGUCAUCCAGCCUUCCUUCUCCUAUACCGCCCUUUCGUAUGUCUGGGGCGACGGCAGUCAGGAAGGAAAGGUCAACAUCUCCUGCAAUGGACGACAAGCCAGGAUAACUCCAAACCUCCCUCCACUCGGCGCUCUUCCGGCUGCGCAGUUCAAGCACCAGCAGAAUUCUGCUCCGACGGCGAAGGACUUGGCUGAGAAGGAACAACAACAAGUCCGGAUGAUGGACCGAACGUUUUCGAUGGCAGAACCAGUCGGCGCAGGCUCAGCUCCAGAAGUGCUCUCUACUCUGGAUCGCAUUCACAAUGUCCCUGAAGAAGUGUGGGAAGCAGCGGGCAUCGCGGGCAUCACUGCGACAAUCUGA
Messenger RNA from Fonsecaea multimorphosa CBS 102226, 396 nucleotides. RefSeq lists its product as uncharacterized. The record is from RefSeq and is a predicted model, not a curated record. The transcript is spliced from 2 exons. Lineage: Eukaryota; Fungi; Ascomycota; Eurotiomycetes; Chaetothyriales; Herpotrichiellaceae. The coding region runs from base 1 to 396 and encodes 131 amino acids.